GCGGCAACAGCUGCAGCCACCGCCGCUCCUCCAGCUCGCAGGGCCGGUUGCAGAGUCCGCGGUCUCCGCUUGCAGUAACCAGGCUUCGGAGCUCUCCUCGUCUCGCGGCCGCUGCGCCUUGACUUCAGAGAAGACCCGGUCGGCUUGGAGCUACCGGGGCAGGCUUUGUUGGAGAUGAAGAAGGAUGGCCUGCCACAUGAUAGUCCUGCAGAGGUUUGAAGAGUAGAACUGUGAGGAGCUCUGAAUUUGAAUCCUGACUCUUUCACCAGUGGGGGCCUUGAGAAUAACAGACUGAAAAAAGUGUGCAGAAUCUGUAAUCAAAGGGACCCAAGAUGGUACUCUCCCUUUUAGCAGAGUCGGUGGUGAAAAUGUUGUUUCUCUCCUUCCUUCUGCAAAGCACACUCUCGCUGAACCCCGAUGAUCCCAAUGUAUGCAGUCACUGGGAGAGCUAUGCUGUGACGGUCCAGGAAUCCUACGCUCACCCUUUCGACCAGAUUUACUAUACAAGAUGUACAGACAUUCUCAACUGGUUCAAGUGUACGAGGCAUCGAAUAAGUUAUAAGACGGCGUAUCGGAGAGGCCUCCGGACCAUGUACCGACGGAGAUCCCAGUGCUGCCCAGGAUACUAUGAGAAUGGAGACGUUUGCAUCCCCUUGUGCACAGAAGAGUGUGUCCAUGGCCGCUGUGUCUCCCCUGACACCUGUCACUGUGAGCCUGGCUGGGGAGGUACUGACUGCUCCAGUGGCUGUGACAGUGACCACUGGGGUCCCCACUGUAGCAAUCGCUGCCAGUGUCAGAACGGCGCCUUGUGCAAUCCCAUCACAGGGGCCUGCGUGUGUGCUGACGGCUACCGGGGCUGGCGCUGUGAGGACUUCUGCGAGCCAGGGACCCACGGCAAGGGUUGUCAGCUCCCUUGUCAAUGCCACAACGGUGCCACCUGUGACCCUCGGACUGGAGAGUGCCACUGUGCGCCGGGCUAUACCGGUGUCUACUGUGAGGAGCAGUGUCCACCUGGGAGCCAUGGGGCACACUGUGACCUGCGUUGCCCCUGCCAGAAUGGAGGUACCUGCCAUCACAUCACAGGGGAGUGUGCUUGUCCCCCUGGCUGGACGGGAGUAGUGUGUGCCCAGCCCUGCCCGCCAGGGACAUUUGGCAUCAACUGCAGCCAGAGCUGCCCGUGCCACCAUGGAGGACAAUGUGACCAUGUGACGGGACGGUGCCAGUGUGCAGCUGGCUACAUGGGGGAUAGAUGCCAAGAGGAGUGCCCCAUUGGGACCUUUGGAUUCCAGUGUUCCCAGCGCUGUGACUGCCACAACGGGGCCCAAUGCUCUCCAGCCUCCGGUGCCUGUGUCUGCGACCCAGGCUACAAAGGCCCCCAAUGCCAGGAGCGGCUGUGUCCAGAGGGGCUGCAUGGCCCACAAUGUACCAAGCCUUGUCCCUGCAAUGCCACCAACACGCUCAGCUGCCAUCCUGUGUCAGGAGCUUGCACAUGCCAUGCAGGUUGGGCCAGCCCACACUGUAAUGAGUCCUGUCCCGCUGGCUCCUAUGGAGAAGGCUGUCGGCUGGUGUGUGCCUGUCAGAAUGGGGCUGACUGUCACAGCAUCACAGGGAGCUGCACCUGUGCCCCAGGCUUCAUGGGUGAAGUCUGUGCUAUGCCCUGUGCAUCCGGGACAUAUGGCCCCAACUGUUCAUCUGUCUGCACUUGCAAGAAUGAGGGUACCUGUUCCCCCAUAGAUGGCACCUGUACCUGUAAGGAAGGGUGGCAGGGGAUCGACUGCUCCCUCCCAUGCUCUGCGGGCACCUGGGGCCUGGACUGCAAUGAGACAUGCACCUGCUCCAAUGGGGCAGGCUGUAGCCCUAUUGAUGGUACCUGUUCCUGUUCACCUGGCUGGCUAGGGGAUACCUGUGAACAGCCCUGCCCGGACGGAACGUAUGGGCUGAACUGUAGCGAGCACUGUGACUGCAGCCACGCAGAUGGCUGCAGCCCCGUCACAGGCCACUGCUGCUGCCUGGCGGGCUGGACUGGUGUCCGCUGUGAUAGCACGUGUCCCCCAGGUCACUGGGGCCCCAACUGUUCCAUCUCCUGUAGCUGUGAAAAUGGCGGCUCCUGUUCCCCAGAAGAUGGGACUUGCGAGUGUGCACCAGGCUACAGGGGGCCCCUGUGCCAAAGAAUCUGCCCCCCUGGCUUCUAUGGUCACAGCUGCAACCAGCCUUGCCCACUCUGUGUGCACAGCAGUGGACCCUGCCACCAUGUCACUGGCCACUGUGACUGUCUCCCUGGAUUCUCCGGUUCCCUCUGCAACCAAGUGUGUGCUGGAGGAAGAUUUGGGAAGGACUGUGCUCAGCACUGCUCAUGCUCCAACAAUGGAACCUGCAGUCCUAUUGAUGGCUCCUGCCAAUGCUUCCCUGGCUGGAUUGGCAAGGACUGUACACAAGCCUGCCCACCAGGAUUCUGGGGCCCUGCCUGCUUCCACACCUGCAACUGUCACAAUGGGGCUGGGUGCAGUGCAGAUGAUGGGGCCUGUCGAUGUGCCCCAGGCUGGACAGGGCUCUUCUGCACACAGCGCUGCCCCACAGCAUUCUAUGGGAAGGACUGUGGGCGUGUGUGCCAGUGUCAGAACGGCGCCGACUGCGACCACAUCACUGGCAAGUGCUCCUGCCGGACUGGCUUUACAGGGCGGCACUGUGAACAGAAGUGUUCCCCAGGAACCUUUGGCUAUGGGUGUCAGCAGCUGUGUGAGUGUAUGAACAAUGCCACCUGUGACCAUGUCACUGGCACCUGCUAUUGCAGCCAGGGUUUCAAAGGCAUCAGGUGUGACCAAGCUGCCCUCAUGAUGGAAGAGCUGAAUCCCUACACCAAGAUCAGCCCAGCCCUGGGCUCAGAGAGGCACUCAGUGGGGGCCGUCGUUGGCACUGUCCUCCUGCUCCUCGUCAUCGUGGCCCUCUUGAGCCUGUUUGCUUGGCACCGGCGGAGACAGAAAGAGAAAGGCAAUGACAUGCCCCGAGUCUCCUACACACCAGCCAUGAGAAUGACCAGUACUGACUAUUCUCUGUCAGAUGUGUCUCAAAGUAGCAGCCAUGGUCAGUGCUUUUCCAACCCCAGCUACCACGCGCUGGCAUGUGGGGUGCCUUCCGAAACAGUCAGUAAUUUGGACAGGAACAGCUCCACUAAGCUCAGUAACAAAUCCCUUGACAGAGAUACGUCUGGGUGGACACCUUACAGCUAUGUGAACGUGCUAGACUCCCAUUUCCAGAUCAGUGCUCUGGAGGCCAGGUACCCGCCCGAGGACUUCUACAUUGAACUUAGACACCUUGGCCGCCCUGCUGAGCCAAACACACCAGGUGCUUGUGUGAUGGACAGACGUCAAAACACAUAUAUUAUGGAGAAAGGCUUCAAAGAUUACACAAAAGAAUCUGUAAGCAGCUCGAGUACGUGCUCUCUCAACAGCAGUGAAAACCCCUAUGCCACCAUCAAGGAUCCACCCCUCCUCACCUGCAAGCCCACAGAGAGCAGCUAUGUAGAAAUGAAGUCACCUGCUCACAGGGAUUCUCCAUACACAGACAUGCCGUCCUUGUCGGCAUCUAAUAAAAAUAUAUAUGAAGUUGAACCCACAGUCAGUGUGGUCCAAGAAGGCCGCGGUCAUAGCGCCAGCUAUAUCCAGAAUCCAUACGACCUACCUAGGAACAGCCAUAUUCCUGGUCAUUAUGACCUCCUCCCAAUAAGACAGAGCCCUGCCCAUGGACCCUCUCAGGACAAACAAUCUUAAAAAGGGAUAAACACGCUUGCGAUGUGCUGUGCUGGACACACUCUCUGACUCACUGAAAGAAGACAAUCCUUUGACUUGAAAUAAUGGUAAACAAGGAACACUGGUACACAACAACUCCUGCUGCAUGACGUUAAGAUCGUUUUUUACACUCUCCACCUAGGAAUAAUGAAUAACUUCCAAAGAGACUGGAAUAAUUGUCCAAUGAAGCUCUUUAUAUGGUCCACCCCCAAAAUAACACUCAACUUUCUGGACUGUGUUGUAACAACACUUUACAAGAUGAGCCAACACCAGCUGCAUAGACAAGUUGAGACAUGAGUGGAGAGCUAGUGGAACAUUUGGGGUUCAAAAAAAUACUGGGGAGAAGGUAAAGGGGAAGUGAGGGUGGCAGAGGAAAAGGGGUGCAUGUGGAAGGGGAACUACUUUAAAAGCAACCAAUCAAUAUGAUAUCUGUAUAUUUGGGCCAUGUCAUUACUAUACCCAUUUCUUUGUAUGCUGUUUUUCUUUGUAGUAAGUUGUUUUAUGUUCUUCUUUAGUACAGAGGUACAGAGAGAUGCCUCGUGCCAUCAUAUUAUCAGUGCUUCAAGUAGCUAUGACUAUAUUCUGGUUUCAUCAAAUCCCAAUGGCUCCAAGUCAUGGCCUGGUUGUCUCAAGAAGAAUUAUGUAUGUCAACUUAAGUGUAAAUCUUUUAAUAGUUUAACAGUUUAAUUUCCCCCUUUUUUGGCUUAAAGAUGGCUAUAUAGUUGUGAUUUUUAUAGAAAUAUAAAUAUUUCCAGAGCAACAGCUUUUUUCUGUGUCUAGAGUAAUGGCUUCAGGCUAGUUUUGCCACCUACCAUCACACACAAAAUUUUGGCAGUGUUAGUCACAGGUUCAUUAAGAUCUCCUUUGAUCUAGGACUAUCUUUGUACAACACCUCAGUCAUCGCACCUAAAAACUAGCUUUCAGAUGAGGUUUUAAAUAGUCAUUUGUGGAACAGAAUGAAGGGUACCUACAAAAUAGCUAUUAGGUCCAAUUUUUUUUAAAAGGUGAUAAACCUUGACAUAUAAGACUAAGAAUACCUGCUUUCAAGCAAUUCUUUGUAAAUUUUGAACUUGAUAUAGUACUGAGUCUAAAUGUGUACAGUUAUUAGGCAGAUGUGGAAUUAGAAAGAUGUUUGGGAAUUUUUUUUAAUGGAACCAAUUAGAACGAUCAACGGAAGAAUGAACUUUGAUCAGUUGUUGUAGCAUAAACAGAACCAUAGUAAAAAUCAGUUUCAGAAACUAGGAAGAAAAUUUUCUACUUUAGAACCAAUUGUUCCAAGGCAAUGAUGACCAAAAUUAUUGUUUCAACGUGAUCUAAGUCUUGGUGUUAAGGUGGAGGUGGAGCUCUCAAUCUCUACUCUACUAAUAGCAUGAUAGGACUUUUAGCAGGUAAGCUGAGGUUCUAUCAAGUAAGUCAGAGACAAAGUCAACACUUCAACCCUUACAAUAACAUUCACAAGAGAACUUUGAGUCAAUGGCAAGCUGAAAAAAAAAAAAACAAAAAAAAAACACCAACCCAUGCCAUAACUGUUACCUCAUCAUGCUCCAACAUUGAUCCAUUCACCAAGGAGCACUUCCAUGGAGUCCACAAAGGAGUAACGAAAUGACUAGUGAAGACAGAAAUGUUUCUAUAUGGAAGUAAGAGCAUUUCAAAGCCCUUAAUGCAAAUGAUAAUCUGCUGUAUAAAAAAUUAAUAGUUAAAGCAUUAACCAGAGAAAGAAAAAAACGUUUCCAUACAUAGGCUUAAGUGGAAGUAGAUUUUCCCAUCAUGGGAUGAUCAUAAUAUUUACAUGAAUGCUGCAUGUAUGCAUGGGAGCAAAUGGGUGAUCAGCAAUAGCAAUUUUAUGUUCCAGAAAAGCCUUAUAAAAUAUAAUUCAAGAUUUAUUUUGUAGAUGCAGGUAACUUUUACACAAAUAUAUGUACAUAUAUAUAUAUAAAAAGAUUUACCUCAAUUUCAGGGCAGCCAAUAUUCAAUUAUCUUUAUGCUGAAGAUCAACAAAACAUGGAUGAGUGAAAAGAUAGGUAAGGCAAAACUUAGCCACCAUUUGCAAAAUCAUUUUUAACCUCUGUAGUUAUACUGCUGGUUUGCAGCGAGCAACAGGCUUCAAAAUGUCAAAUAUCGUCCCUUCUCCCUUUCCCUAGUCACUGUCCAAUAGAGGUAUUCAUGAACUGGCCAAAAGCCAGAAUCCAGGCACCCAGGAGGAGGAAAAGAAAAGGUAAAGGAGCACCAUUGACCUGAAGUAAGUAACUUCCCAAAGAUAAUUGAGAGUUGACUACAAAAAGGCAUUUCAACCAUACAGAGCUAUUGUUAGGUAAUUCUGUCUAGCAUUAGCACAAGCAAAUUCAGCUGCCAGCUUAAACAGGUACAUGCUUUAUCUGUAUAUUUAACUGGAAACCUAGAGAGAUCCAUUCAAUUGUUCCAGAAGCUGAAUUUUCAACCAAAUGAAGUGAUGUGCAUAGAGAUAAAAAAGAAAACACACACACACACACACAUUGCAUGAUUAGCAUUAGGUUAGAAACUAGACUAUGAAAUGGCAAUACUUUUUUAAAAACAAGGCAGAUUUGUAAUAUGUUUGUUCACUGUGCAAAGGUACUGUACCUUGUACAAAAUAAAAUGAAUUUCUCUCAACCUGCGUUUCUCAAAUUACUUUGAUUUACAGAUCAUAAGAAUUCUUAAAUUGCAUUGUAAACUGAUUAUAUUUCCAGAUUCUACUUUAUAGGGGUAAAGACAGGAUUAAUCCAAACCCUAUGUAAGAAUUUGUCAUCAUAAGCCAAUAUACCUUAAAAAUGAAAAAGGAAUAUCUAAAGAAUGCAAAGAAGUUCUUUUCUUUGAGAAGGUGAAAAAAGGGUUCAGCAUAUUUUCCUCAUUCUUGAAAAAUCUUACAUGCACAUCAAUAUCACACACAAGGGCCUUACUAGUCUCACUGCAUUCAUAAGGAUGAGCAAACAAAGAUAACCAUUGCGGCUUGUCUUCAGCUGAAAAAAAAAAAAGGACAAAGGUACUUCUAUGGAAUGCAAUAAAGGGAAAUGCUGGGACCACUUCAUUUACAUAAAUGUGAUAAAUAGUUUUCCUCCGGCCAAAGUUAACAAGCAGCAUGGCCAGUUAGGGAUAUAGCUGCUUCACUACCUUUUAAAACAAAAUUCUCAUUAGUAAAGAAGCUACAGGAAUAGUUCUGUAAUAAAAAUGCAGACACUGAAUCAGAGCUCACUGAAUUCAGUCAAGUGAUACAAGUUUUAAGAUUUAUCCCCUGUACUUUCAAAGCUUUUGUAUGUAAUCUGCUUAAAAAUCACACCAAAGUCCUUUGACUUCAGUGUGUAAGACUUAAAUGAUAUUUAAGAAGUAAUUCCAGUUUAAUACAGUGUCUAAGUAAAAAAGAAAAAGAUCACUUUAUACCAUUGCUAAAAGAUUAAUAUUCAUCAGAAACAAAGAGUAACUUGAGGGAUCUUGCUAACAGAUAAUUCUCAACAGCAAGGGUUUAAUAUUUGAGAGAAAGACAAAUGUAAUGAAGAAUUAUGGUGCAAAAAGAAGAUUUACCAAGAAUUUUAGUGCAUAAGUUCAUUACCAAAACAAGAUGGCUGAAUAUUACUACAUACACUCAUCACUGGGGACUGCUGCAUGGGAUAUUCUUAAACCAGAAGCUGGAUGAACAUCAGCAAUUACAUCAGUUAGUGACCUAUUUGAUCAAGCCAAAAUUAUUUACUACAAAAGAAAAAUACUACUACACUGUAGGGAAGAAAUAAGUAAGCACUUUUAUGUGGCAACAAUCAUUCUCAAAAGUGACUGGCUGUUGGGGACAACUAGGUGGCACAGUGGAUAGAGUGCCAGCCCUGGAGUCAGGAGGACCUGAGUUCAAA
Molecule: messenger RNA, 7639 nt
Organism: Phascolarctos cinereus (koala)
Lineage: Eukaryota; Metazoa; Chordata; Mammalia; Diprotodontia; Phascolarctidae
Source: RefSeq, a predicted model, not a curated record